CAUAAAUAGGAGAAGAAUAAUCAUUUGUUUCCUUUUACUCUAGAUGUUGUGUUGGAGAUGGAUCCUACAUCUGUGUCAGAGRGRGAGARWGUCACACUGACAUGUAGAACCAAAUGUACACUGGACCCCAACACAGCCUACAGUUGGUAUAAGAAUGGACAGCCUUUACCAAACAGCAACACCUGCUCUCCUGUCUAUAUCCUAUUCUCAGUCAGCAGUGAGGAUACAGGCAGAUACUCCUGUUCUGUAGAAGGCCAUGAGGAUCUCCCCUCUGCUGAAGAGACUCUCACCGUCAGAUAUUGUCCAUUGAACACUUUAGUGUCAGUCAGUCCCUCUGGUGGAAUUGUGGAGGGCAGUUCAGUGACUCUGACCUGCAGCAGUGAUGCCAACCCACCUGUGGACAAAUACACCUGGUACAAGAAGAACGUAACCUCACCAAAAGCAUCAGGACAGAGUUACAGCAUCACUAACAUCAGCUCUGAGGACAGUGGAGAAUACUACUGUGAAGCUAGCAACAUUAAAGGGACAGAGACUUCCAUCCCUGUCCAUAUUAAUGUUAUGUUAAAUCCUGCAGCAGUGUUUCCCUGGGUUCCUGUGGUGGGGGUGGGGGUGGGGGCUUUCCUGACUGUUGGAACUCUACUACUCACCAUCUACUGCUAUAUGAAGAGGAGAUCCACAGGAGGAAGUGAUGCCACAACAGACACACAGAGUGUCCAUCCUGACCCUAACAGUGACACGUACACAGGUCUGAACAUGAAGACCAGUUCAACUGACUACGACACUCUGGCAAGUGUCCAUCCUGCACCUAACAGUGAAAUGUGCACAUCUCUGAAGAAGAAUACCAGGUUACCAGAGUUACACCCUGGCAGUAGAAUGUGAGAGACUCACCCAGUGACACAUCCCCUCAGAUAGAUACUGAGUCACCACAAACCUGGACUGAGAAACCACCACAGAACCUGGACUGAGACAACCAC
Messenger RNA from Salvelinus sp. IW2-2015, 974 nucleotides. Its product is annotated as cell adhesion molecule CEACAM6-like. The record is from RefSeq and is a predicted model, not a curated record. Gene Ontology annotation, cellular component: membrane. Gene Ontology annotation, biological process: cell-cell adhesion. Lineage: Eukaryota; Metazoa; Chordata; Actinopteri; Salmoniformes; Salmonidae.